AUGGUCUACACAAUUGUCGUUCACCUCUACGCCAAGGACGAUGAGGAGUCCCUCAAGAAGCUCACCGCCAAGCUGAUCGAGGCUAGCCGCGUCUACUCCCAGGACAAGGAGACUCUGUCUUGGCACGUUAUGCAGUCCACCUCUGACAAGCGCGCCUUUACCAUUGUCGAGCGCUACGAGCAAGAGAGCAGCCAGGAAUACCAUCUUAACAACCCCUACUGGAAGACUUUCGACCCUUACGUCAUUCCUCUACUUGAGAAGCCCAUGGACUUGAGACGUUUUGAGGAGCUUGACACUAGCAAGGACGUCGAGGUUCCUCAAUAG
This is a messenger RNA of Fusarium coffeatum, 324 nucleotides long. RefSeq lists its product as uncharacterized. Bases 1 to 324 code for a protein of 107 amino acids. The transcript has 2 exons. Lineage: Eukaryota; Fungi; Ascomycota; Sordariomycetes; Hypocreales; Nectriaceae. The record is from RefSeq and is a predicted model, not a curated record.